Molecule: messenger RNA, 777 nt
Organism: Hevea brasiliensis (rubber tree)
Lineage: Eukaryota; Viridiplantae; Streptophyta; Magnoliopsida; Malpighiales; Euphorbiaceae
Product: ethylene-responsive transcription factor RAP2-6-like
Exons: 2
Coding region: 22-777 (251 amino acids)
Biological process (GO): regulation of DNA-templated transcription
Molecular function (GO): DNA-binding transcription factor activity; DNA binding
Source: RefSeq, a predicted model, not a curated record
CGAAAGCUCAUCUUAGCAACAAUGGACAAGGAAGAGAGCUCAUCAAAAACUCCUUCAUCUCAUCAAGAAAAACCUUGUAAUCCAACAACCUCAUCAGUACAACCUCUUGAAAAUGGAGAUGAGAGAUCAACAAGAUCAGGCAUGGUCAUCAAUAAGCAAGUAAGAAGGUAUCUUGGAGUUAGGCAAAGACCAUCAGGGAGAUGGGUUGCCGAAAUCAAAGACUCAUCGCAGAAGCUGAGGCUAUGGUUAGGGACUUUCGAUGCAGCAGAAGAGGCUGCCAUGGCUUAUGACAGUGCAGCUAGGCUUCUAAGAGGAAGAAACGCAAAGACCAACUUUCCUUACCAUGGAAACACCAUCGAUUCCCACCAAGAAAAUUGCAGGUUACUAGGAAAAAAUCCAAAGUUAUAUCAACUUCUUCAACAUGCAGUUAUGAAGAACCAUGCAAGAUCAUCUUCAGCAGCAGCAGCAGUAGCAGUAGCAGCAUCUAAUAAAAUUCCAUGGUUAGAUCAAAAUUUUGAGACGAUGGUGGAAGAAACUAUAGUUUGUUCUUCAUAUUCAGAUCAUCAUCAAUUGGAUGGGAAUAACGAGCUUUGUGGGCUAUCAUUUGGCAGUUCUAAAGUUUAUUCUUCUGUUGUUGUUGCUCCUUCUUUUAGUUUGAGCUUCUUGGAGCUUUUGAAGCCUACCCAUGGUUAUCGUGUGAACGACAUUGCACUCCUGCAUGAAGGAGCUUUUGUAGAUCUGGGUCAGUUUUCUGGCUUGCUGGCUAGGUUUUUCUGA